Messenger RNA from Aspergillus novofumigatus IBT 16806, 1271 nucleotides. RefSeq names its product putative AhpC/TSA family thioredoxin peroxidase. The transcript has 3 exons. Gene Ontology annotation, cellular component: mitochondrion; cytosol. Lineage: Eukaryota; Fungi; Ascomycota; Eurotiomycetes; Eurotiales; Aspergillaceae. Gene Ontology annotation, biological process: cellular response to oxidative stress; cell redox homeostasis; cellular oxidant detoxification. Gene Ontology annotation, molecular function: peroxiredoxin activity. The record is from RefSeq and is a predicted model, not a curated record. The coding region runs from base 315 to 1022 and encodes 235 amino acids.
UCCUAGCUAAUAUUGAAUAACCAGUCAUUGAUCUUGGGUCCCUUUUAUACUUUUCUAAUCGCAGUGAAUCUCCGCGGGCUUUGAAGAGAAUCAAUUCCCGCUCACAAUGCCUGAGGAAGUGGCAUACAAGCCGUAUGUUACCCACCCUUCCAUGUUUUUGUCUGAUGAUCCGUGCUUGUUUCUGUGACAUUAUAUGUUUUCAUGUCUCCCUUUCCUCUCCUAGUUUUUUUCCUUCUUUUUCCUUGUGUGCCCUACUUGGUAAUGUUUGGUCAUCAUGCGUCUUUGACAAGAUGACGAUCCGCAAUGAUUAGUCGAUGUGCUGCCAAGUCCCUUGGACAAUUCUACCUGACUAUGCCUCGAUCUACAGACUCCGCCUGGGAUCCAAAGCCCCCAACUUCCAAGCCGACACCACCAUCGGUCGUAUCGACUUCUAUGAGUGGAUCGGCAACGACUGGGUCAUCCUCUUCUCCCACCCCGAAGACUACACCCCCGUCUGCACCACCGAACUGGCAGACCUGGCCAAGCACCAGUCCGAGUUCGCAAAGCGCGGCGUCAAGCUGAUCGGCCUGUCCGCCAACUCGAUCGAGUCACACGAUGGUUGGAUCAACGACAUCGCCGAGAUCGCCGGCUGUUCCUUGACGUUUCCGGUCAUUGGGGACGAGGAUCGCAAGAUCGCCCACACUUAUGAUAUGCUCGAUCACCAAGAUGUCACCAACGUCGACGCCCGCGGCAUCGCCUACACGAUCCGCUCCGUCUUCAUCAUCGAUCCCAACAAGGUCAUCCGCCUCAUCCAGGCCUAUCCGGCCUCCACCGGUCGGAGCACGACUGAGCUGCUCCGUGUCGUGGAUUCCCUACUCGCUACCGACAAGUACUCCCCAGGUGAUGAUGUAGUCGUCCCCGCGAGUGUCGCCGACGAGGAGGCACAGGCCAAGUUUCCAAAUAUGCAAACCGUGAAGCCGUAUUUGCGCUUCACCCCAUUGGCUAAGGAGCAUAUUGUUCCUCAGCAUAUUUUUCAGCAUUAGGUGUUAUUCUUCCACCGUAGAUGUUAUGUCUGAUUUCUCUUUUCCCGAUGACUUGGACCGAUAAGAAGUGAAUCUGCUACGUGGGAUAGAUGCAGGAGGCUUCAACUAUGACAAAUGUCUUUCAGAAGGCGUAACAGUAUGACCCCAUUUGGGUCUAUGCUACAAACCUAUAACUAGCAGCAUAAGGGAACUUUCCUCUGCGUCAGCACUCACUCAUUCUACCUAAAUGGAGCUCAUUCCAUACCUCCU